ACAGAUCCACGCAAUGUCACCAAGUCAGAUACAACUUUUUGCUUAGCAAAAAAUAAAUCAAAAACAUGAAAUUUAUCGUAGUUUUCGCCCUUCUCGUUGUCUCCGUGUGUGCCGCGCCACACAGGUUCGGUGGACGCGACAGCGGUGAGAUGCAAGGAUUCCGUCCAUUCGGGGGACAACGCCCACCACCAAUGUUCGGCGGGAUGGGACCAUUCGGCGGUUUCCGACCAUUCGGCGGGAUGAGACCACCAUUCCAACAGGGUGGUCGACGACCAUGCAGUUCCACGGCGGCCCCACAGACCACCACGUCCGCUGGUACGACGACCACCGCUGCGACCACCACUACCGCAGCCACGACCACGACCGCUGCUCCAUCCACGACCACGGUUGCGACCACAACAGCUGAUACGACCACGACAGCGGCUACGACCACGACAGCGGCUACGACUACGACCGUUGCUCCUUGAAUUAAUCGACUAGUUUAGCGUUGCAACUUGAUUAAUUGGCUGUGUAAUAUUUUAAAUUUAAAAUAAAACUUGAAAUUCUUGCAAAAAUGAA
Molecule: messenger RNA, 558 nt
Organism: Folsomia candida
Lineage: Eukaryota; Metazoa; Arthropoda; Collembola; Entomobryomorpha; Isotomidae
Product: threonine-rich protein
Exons: 2
Coding region: 66-467 (133 amino acids)
Source: RefSeq, a predicted model, not a curated record